Molecule: messenger RNA, 1371 nt
Organism: Fusarium redolens
Lineage: Eukaryota; Fungi; Ascomycota; Sordariomycetes; Hypocreales; Nectriaceae
Exons: 3
Coding region: 92-1222 (376 amino acids)
Source: RefSeq, a predicted model, not a curated record
CAUCGCCGUCGGUGUCAUUAUUAGAUAAAUUCCUUCUUGUCCUCGUCUCUUCGUUUGAGCUCCACUAUCGUCCUCAACACAUGUUUUCAUCAUGCCAUCCCACAUUCAACAACUGCUUCUUCUGGCCUGGUCUGUGCCAGCAUUUCUCUCAGGUCGGAUCAACAGUGUCGCGGCGCACAACCUCGACUAUGUAAAUGGCGAGACCGUACCAAGCAUCGGGAGCUAUCUUACACCAAUAUCAAAGUCGCAACAAAUAAAUUUACCGAGAUCAGAUGAAGAAUCACGCCGGCUGCAAUGCUUUGGGACAAUACAGAACGAGCUUUACGUUACCGACUUCUUACAAAGCAACUUGGAUGUUUUAACAGGACAUUCGACUUGUUGGCUGAACAGAGGUGUCGCCGGUCUAAGAACCUCACUGGAACGAAACCUCACGGCGGCACGUCCUUCGGGCAUGGAGGUUCCGAAAUGCCCCAUCAACAUAACGAGCUCAGGGAACACCUACCUAAUCGACUUCGCCAAGAACACCUAUCAUGUUAAUACCAUUUCAAAAUCUCUCUUGAUAAUACUGACAAGUAUACACGUGGCUGCCAUGACAGUGGCUUUCUUUUUCGUAUACCCUACCAUCCUGAUCUUUUCGACACUAAUCGCUCUUGGCGAACUGAUCGAGCGACCUUUGUUUAAAGCUCGGAUUGAAAAAUGGCAAAAGAUACUUUUCUGCGUCUUCUUCCUCCCUCUCCUGGCCAUUGGAAUGCUAUGCGGGUUGACUGGGAUGGGAUCGUCAGACCAUUUCCGAACAGAACACGGGAUCAUCGGGUUGGUCACAACAGUCUUGGCGACCUUGGCAGUAGGAGUUUACCUUAUCGAGAACAGCCUCAGACCAAGGCUUUCGAUAAGCAGGAGAUGGCGCCGGGUACAUAAGAUGGUCAACUACGCCGAUAUCUUCAUUUGCCAGACUGUUCUCCUCCUAUCUGGCUUUGCUCUACCCGACGGUAUCGACGACUUCCAAGUUAUGAGUCUUUGCGGGACAAGAAGCAUAUCCACAUCGUUGUCGUUCUCGGUGGGCAUGAUGGUAGCUUUUAUAUGGAACAGUGCUAUGGCCGCCAUGACUCUUCAGUGGUGGCUUGUUCGCAGGGCAAGUGAAGACAAGCCUCCGGGCAAGAUGUGGCUAUUAAUAUCACGCGUCUUUCGGCGGAACUCUGACAGCUGCGAAGAAGACGGGUAGGAGGGUGAAAGGCUGAAAGCUCAUCAAAGCCGAUUGAAAGGGGAAAUUAUGAGAACGCGCUGAUGUAUGUUGUCAAGUACUAUUCUGCUAUUACUCUGGACUCGCAGGCCAGUCCCAACUUCAAGUCAGUUGAACCACUGGCAGUCUGC